GAAGAUUGCCCUCGGAGAAUUGCCCAGAAUUGAAUUGCACCAUGGAAGAUUGGAUCUACGCAGAUGGAUUCGUUUGUUAAAUUAUCUAGAAUUUUUAGGUAUGCUCAUUUCAACAACACUUUGUUGAUCUAUUAAAAAGCCUAUGAGACUCUAUAAAAAAUAGUGACAUUAAAGAAGGCGUAUAACAGAAAAGCCGUUGCAAUAUUCUCCUCAUUAAUAAAAGAUUAUAUAAUAGAUAAAAGAUACAAACAAAAAUAUCUAACAUUGGUUACCAUAAUUAUGCUCAAAGCAAUCAAUUUGAAGUUUUUAAUCCCUUUGUUUGUUAUGAUAGCUAAUCAUUCAAACUGCUUAGAAACUAAUUGGCUGUAUCUAGACAACGCAAGCUACACAAUAGAAAGGAAAGACAGAGUAUAAAUUGAUUGAAAUCAUAACUUAGUAAAAACUUGUUAAGAAUCGAUGCAAACAUAGAAAGACUAUUUUAACAAGAUAUAUGCGUAUUGAUAUAACCAAAGAUGAAGUUAGGCGUCAUUUUAGUUUUUGUGGUAAUACUGUACUCCCAGCUGGUGGUGCAUGCAACAAGUGAUUGUCGCAUUCUGCAGAAUGGCUAUAAUGGUAUUUUCACUAGCCCGCGCUAUCCCGAUAACUACAACAACAGUCUAUCGUGUCAGUGGACAAUUACUUCGCCACCAGCUACGCGGAUACAGCUACGCUUCACUGAUUUCGAUCUAGAACAAAGCAAUUCAUGUGCUUACGAUUAUUUAGAAAUAUUUGACAGCUCGUCCACUUUAAUUGGUCGAUUUUGUGGAAAUGACAUUCCUGAUUUGAUUGAGAGCCAAUCAAAUAAGCUGUACAUCGUUUUCACAACAGACCGUGCUGAUACGCGGCGUGGAUUUGAAGCGACAUGGAUUGCUUUAGGAGGGUUAACAGGAAAUGGGAACACAAGAAGACAAAUAGGAGGACAAUGCGGUGGGGAGUUCACAGACGCCGAAGGAGUGCUUCAAAGUACCAAUUUCCCCUUACCUUACGAAUCGUCGUCUUCAUGUAAGUGGACCAUUAAAACAGACGCUUAUCAUGAGAUCAUUCUAACAUUUGAAUUCUUUGAACUUGAACAACACAGCGUAUGUAGAUACGAUUACGUGAUCAUUAAAGAUGGCGCUACCAAAGAAGCUAAAGAGAUCGGUAAAUAUUGUGGCAGGAAUUCACCAGGUACUAUAAAAGCUACAGGAAACGUCCUUCAGAUUAUAUUUGUGUCAGAUACUACCACUCAAAGAAAAGGGUUCAAAGCCACAUGGAAGCUAAAUCGAAAAACUUCAGUCACGCCAAGCGAUUGUGGUGGGGCACUAAACGGCGAUAAAGGCACAGUAACAUCGCCAGGCUAUCCACAAUCGGUAACAGGGCGCACAAUAUGUACAUGGAGCAUAUCAGUACCUGAAGGUGGAAGAGUCAAGUUUGAAUUUGUUGACAUAGACAUAUCAGAACAUCCAGCAUGCGGUAAAGGUUACGUUGAGCUGAGAGAUGGGAAGAUGUCCACAGAUAAAAGCCUGGGGAAUUUUUGCGGAUUUGUUCUGCCACGACCGUUGUUAUCAGAAAAAAAUGUUAUUACAGUUGGUUACCUCUCUGAUGGCGACUCAAAAACGCGGGGAUUUCAAGCAAAGUGGACAACCGUUUACCCGAGCAGUACGAAAACCCCUCCUCAUUUCCAGAAAGAAACUAAAUGCGGACAAACAUUUACCACAGAGAAAGGCCAAAUAACUCGAUCAACCGGAUUAAAGAAUUGCUCUUGGACGAUCGAGGUACCGCGUGGUAAAAUGGUAUCCGUUAGUGUUGUUGAAAUAAACAUGGCGGACGAUCCUGACUGUCGAAGAGAACAGCUUGAAGUAAGAAAUGGCGCAAAUCUAAAUUCACCUUUUCUCGCAAGAACAUGUGGCCAAUUGAAGCCACGACCUGUUACGUCAUCGUCAAAUGUAAUAGUCGUGAGACACACUAUAUUUAAGAAGCAACAAACUUCGCGAUUAAAACUUGUCUGGGAAGCUGUUGGGGUGGGUGAAGAAAACGAACUCUUCAACACAGGUUCUUGCGGUAUAUCAACAGCUACUCCAAAAUUCGUCAAAAAGGGUGCCGCUCAAGGCCUGGGAACAACACCCUGGGUUGUCGGCAUAAUGGGAAUGUUUGGACGGGUUCAUUGCGGAGGAGCAAUAUUGUCUCCAGAGUGGAUUAUAACAGCAGCGCAUUGUUUUGAGAGAGUGCCUUGGAAAUCGCUAUGGACUGUUCGUGCAGGCGAGUAUGAUUUAAAAAAGAACGAAGGAACUGAACAAACUGUCAGCAUCCGCAAAAUCAUCAUGCAUCCAAACUAUAAUAGUAAAACACAUGAUAACGACAUAACCUUGCUUCGUUUAAACCAACCACUAACGCUCAAUGCAAACGUCAAAACAGUCUGCCUACCCAGCGUGGGCACGACGUUUGAACAGAACAAAAAAUGUUCAUUAGCCGGUUGGGGUGCUCGAAAAUUUUUACGGCAACCGAAAGAACCUCUAGUUCACGUGCUUCCAAAAUUAAUCAAUCGUGAAAAAUGCAACAGCAGUGCGGCUUAUGACGGAAAAAUAACCGACAGAAUGUUGUGUGCAGGCAAAGACAGAAUUGACAGUUGUCAAGGAGAUGGCGGUAGCUCGCUAACGUGCGCCACGCAAGAUAAAAAUUAUGUUAUCGGCCUAGCAAGCUGGGGGAACGGAUGCGGAUUUCCUGGAAAAUAUGGUGUCUACACUGACGUUCGUAAAUAUAUAAACUGGAUUAAUGAUGUAGUGAAGAGAAACACUUAGCUGGCGUGUGUUUAAAGAACACCUUUAGCAACAUCUUUGGUACUACCAGUAUACCAUGUUUCAAUUAUUACCAGUAUGCCAUGUUUCAAUUAUUAAAUUAUAAAUCUUUAACUUAUUAUUUUUAGUAGGUGAUGCUUCUAUAUUUCUUAGUUAUGCCAUUCUAAAAUAGUGCUAAAACAGGAAGGAACACAUCUGACACACUCAAACCGGCAUAUAAUAAACUUGCACACACGGAGCAUGUUAUACACAGUAGAAAAGCUUUUAACGGGCGUCAUACGGUUCAUACACAACACCCAUUUAGGGUAAAGAUUAAGAAGAAAUUUUCAAAUCGUUGUUUUAAUUUUCCACAGGUUUGACAUAUUAAAUAAGUUUUUUAAUAGGACGUUCAGUUUCGUAUUGUUAUCUUGCGACGUGCGAGGAUACUCUACAAUUUUUUGUUUAUAAUUUUUUUGUGUAUCCGCUUUAUCUAUAAGUUGUGAUUGGAGGUUUAGUUUUCAGAAUUA
Messenger RNA from Hydractinia symbiolongicarpus, 3319 nucleotides. Its product is annotated as bone morphogenetic protein 1-like. The record is from RefSeq and is a predicted model, not a curated record. Gene Ontology annotation, biological process: complement activation; proteolysis. Gene Ontology annotation, cellular component: extracellular region. Bases 513 to 2816 code for a protein of 767 amino acids. The transcript is spliced from 8 exons. Gene Ontology annotation, molecular function: serine-type endopeptidase activity. NCBI's taxonomy places the organism in Eukaryota, Metazoa, Cnidaria, Hydrozoa, Anthoathecata, Hydractiniidae.